Messenger RNA from Alosa alosa (allis shad), 1641 nucleotides. It is a transcript of the gene noc4l, whose product is annotated as nucleolar complex associated 4 homolog. NCBI's taxonomy places the organism in Eukaryota, Metazoa, Chordata, Actinopteri, Clupeiformes, Clupeidae. The coding region runs from base 14 to 1597 and encodes 527 amino acids. The transcript is spliced from 15 exons. Gene Ontology annotation, cellular component: nucleolus; Noc4p-Nop14p complex; small-subunit processome. Gene Ontology annotation, biological process: ribosome biogenesis. The record is from RefSeq and is a predicted model, not a curated record.
AACUCACAACAUCAUGGCGCCGACCAAGAGCAGCAACGUGAGGAUUGAAACCUCGAAGGAAAGUACAAAAUCAUACAAAAAGGUCAUAAACGACAAAGUUGAAAGUGUUCUCCAGAGCAGAAAAAAUGCAAACGAAAUAUUUGAUCUACUGGAAUAUUUGCAGUCGAACAAAGAAAAAGAGGCAAUGUGUGCCGUCCACGCCUGUGGAAAGUUAUUCAGCGACUUACUGGAGAGAGGUGACCUGUUUGUCGGCAAACUACCAGAGGAGGAUGAAGUGUUGGAGGGUGAACGUACCGCCGAUGACAAAUAUCGAAUUUUCUUGAGACACAGAUAUAUCAAUUGCAUAGAGCAGCUGUUGGAGAACAUGGGACAUAAUGCUUACCCAGUGAAGGAGGCAUCCCUGUGUAUGCUGAUGAAAUUUGCAUCGACAGAGGGGAAGUUUCCACUGCAGAAGCUGGACUGGUGUGAGCAUUACAGUUUCCCCCGGGAGCUUAUACAGGCAGUGGUAGAGCGGAUGCUGUCUGAAAUUGAGGACAUGGCCAUGAUCAUCUCCAGGUUCCAGGAGUUCCUUGAGAUGGAUGAUGUGCGCUACUACGUGAUGUGCUCCAUUCGAGAUCAUGUGGCCAAUGUCAUGGAGAAAAACAAAGGGGUUGUGAUGCCAAUAUUUCAGAACAACGUGUUCACGCUUCUCUCCAACAUCAACAUGCCCAGUCAGGAUUCUGAGCUCACCAACUUCAUGGUCCAACAAGGAGCUAAGCACAACGAUUGGAAAGCAGCCAAAUUUAAAGAACACAAGCGUGUUUUUGAGAGGACAUGGUUAAUGUUUCUGAAGUAUAAGUUGCCUGGCAGCAUGUACAAGAAGGUUCUGGUGAUUCUACAUGAGACUAUCCUUCCUCACAUGAGCGAGCCAACACUCAUGAUCGACUUCCUAACUGCUGCCUAUGAUAUUGGUGGAGCUAUCAGCUUACUGGCUCUGAAUGGUCUAUUUAUUCUCAUGCAUCAGCACAAUCUAGAGUAUCCAGACUUCUACAAGAAACUCUAUAAUCUACUGGAGCCCUCCAUUUUUCAUGUGAAGUACAGAGCACGCUUCUUCCACCUGGCAAACCUUUUCCUCUCCUCAACGCAUCUGCCAGUCUAUCUGGUGGCGGCGUUUGCUAAGCGGCUCUCGCGGCUGGCCCUCACGGCACCCCCGACGGCUCUGGUCAUGCUCCUGCCGUUCAUCUGCAACCUGAUCCGCCGUCACCCGUCCUGCAGGGUCCUCAUCCACAGACCCAGUGCUGAGGCACCCUGUAAUGACCCGUACAACAUGGAGGAAGAGGACCCUGCCCAGUGUAAUGCUCUGGAGAGCAGCUUAUGGGAGAUAAAGACUCUACAGAACCAUUACCACCCGGAUGUUGCAAAAGCAGCCCAGGCAAUCAAUCAGCCUUUAUCCCAGACGGAAACGGACAUCUCUAAACUUCUUGAGCUUUCCACAUUUGAGCUAAUGGAGAAAGAUCUGAAAGAGGUACCCAGUACUGUUCCACUGGAGUUUGAUAAAGCCACUCAGCUUCUUAAUGGCUCAAGGGAUGUCCUGGGCAUUCACUUCUGUUUGGAGUAAAUACAGAAUUAGCACAAUAAAAUUGUUUGUUUUUUUACUAUAAA